UUUUUUUAUUUUCCUAUUUAUGAGCCUAUAUGAACGAGCAGCUCAAAUUCUUGAAAACGUUGAGGCGAAAAAAGGGAGUAUUUAUUCACUUUCUUCAAUUUAUCCUGAUGCACGACGUCUUUGUGCACUUAUCUUUGAAACAUUAAAACAUAAAUCAUUGCUUGAGCAAAUUAUUGAACGAUCAGGAUUUUGUUCUUGUGAAAAAAAGGUACCACGAACUCUUGCUUUGUUAUUGAUUCAUGAUUUGUUGUUGUCAAAAAAUGGUCUUGUUAGAUGUCGUAAAUCUAUUCGUGAUGCUGUAUUACGUCACAAAACUCGUCUUCAUGCAGAACUUGUUCGUAUUCGUUUGAAAAAUAUUACUCCUUUUAAUUCUAUUGAUCCAAUCGUUAUUCGUCCUCGUUGGGCACGUAUUAAUACACUGAAAUCAAAUUUAUCCGAAGUACUUGAUCGAUUUUCUCAUUUUUCACAUUCAUUAAUCGAUACACUUUUACCUAAUACAUAUGCUAUAGAUAUCCAUAUCCCUAAUCUUCUUGCAUUUCAUCCAUCUACUAUACUUACUCAGCAUCCUGCAUAUCUUGAUGGAUCUCUCAUAUUACAAGAUAAAGCCUCUUGUAUACCUGCUUUUAUUUUAUCUCCUCCUCCCAAAAGUCAUGUUAUAGAUGCAUGUGCUUCACCUGGUAAUAAAACUACUCAUCUUGCUGCAAUUAUGAAAGGAACUGGGCAUAUUUUGGCAUUUGAACGAAAUGCUCAAAGACUCGAUACGCUUAAAACUAUGCUUAAUAAGGCUGGUGCUACUCAUUUGGUAACGACUAUUUGUCUUGAUUUUACCAUGACAAAUGUAUAUGAUCCUAUGUUUCAACAUGUUACACAUAUUUUACUGGAUCCAAGUUGUUCUGGUUCUGGGCGCCAAAAUAAAGAAGAUUUUCUUCAAAAAAAAGAUACAGCUGCUUUAAACGAGCGUCUUCAACGUCUUUCGUUGUUUCAACUACGUCUUGUUAUACAUGCUAUGAAAUUUCCUUCCGCUUUGAAAAUUACAUAUAGUACUUGUUCAAUUUAUUGCAUAGAAAACGAAAGAGUAGCAAUUCAUGCAUUAAAAAGUGAAGUUGCUCAAAAGCGUGGUUGGCGUAUUGCUCAUAUAAUGCCUGGUUGGACUACCCGAGGAAAAAUAGAUAAUUCUUCUAAUAAUAAAGCAUUAGCCACAGAGGUUGCUAAUUCAUCUAUUCGUUGUGAUUCUAAUGAAAUGACUGGAUUUUUUGUUUGUUGUUUUGUAAGAGACGUUGAAAAUGAAAAUAUUGAAAUAGUUUAA
Messenger RNA from Pneumocystis murina B123, 1306 nucleotides. RefSeq lists its product as hypothetical. Gene Ontology annotation, molecular function: methyltransferase activity. The coding region runs from base 20 to 1306 and encodes 428 amino acids. The record is from RefSeq and is a predicted model, not a curated record. NCBI's taxonomy places the organism in Eukaryota, Fungi, Ascomycota, Pneumocystomycetes, Pneumocystales, Pneumocystaceae. Gene Ontology annotation, biological process: rRNA base methylation. The transcript has 5 exons. Gene Ontology annotation, cellular component: nucleolus.